AUGAAUACCGGAGAAUAUGGCUACCCAAAAUUUAACUUCAAGCAGCAAGCACACCCAGUUUCCAUUCCGCCGCCACAACCAUUCAUAAAAUCAUUGAAGAACACCGUGAAAGAAACACUUUUUCCCGAUGACCCACUGCGGCAAUUCAAAGAUCAGCCACCGUCACGCAAAAUUAUUCUCGGAAUUCAGUAUAUCUUCCCAAUUUUCGACUGGGGAUCUCGUUAUAAUUUAAGUUUCUUUAAAUCCGACAUAAUCGCCGGUAUCACCAUUGCAAGUUUAUCAAUCCCUCAGGGAAUCAGCUACGCUAAGCUAGCGAACCUCCCGCCGAUAUUUGGCCUGUAUUCAAGCUUCGUUCCGCCGUUAGUAUAUGCGAUGAUGGGAAGUUCUAAAGAUGUAGCGGUGGGGACGUUCGCAGUGGCGUCGUUGCUAAUAGGUUCGAUGUUAGGUGCGGUGGUGAACGCCAAUGAAAACCCAAAGUUGCAUCUUCAGUUAGCCUUAACGGCGACGUUCGUCGCCGGAGUUCUUCAAGCUUCACUGGGAAUCUUUAGGCUUGGGUUUAUCGUUGAUUUCUUGUCACACUCUACGAUCAUAGGGUUUAUGGCCGGAUCUGCGAUUGUAGUGAGUUUACAGCAGCUGAAAGGAAUAUUGGGUCUCCAACACUUCACUCAAAGCACCGAUCUUAUCUCCGUGUUACGUUCUGUCUUCACCCAAACCCACAAGUGGAGGUGGGAGUGUGCAGUUUUGGGUAUUUGCAUCCUCUUGUGUCUCUUGAUUGCUAGAUUUGUUAGCACAAGACGACCAAAGCUAUUUUGGAUAUCGGCAAUGGCUCCUUUGACGUCAGUCAUCUUGAGCAGCGUUUUUGUUUAUCUCACACAUGCCCACAAACACGGAGUUCAAGUGAUUGGGGAAUUAAAGAAAGGACUGAACCCCAUUACAAUCAAGGAGUUGUCUUUUGGGUCUGAAUAUCUGUUUACAGCAAUCAAAACUGGCACCGUCACCGGCGUUAUUGCCCUUGCUGAAGGAAUUGCCGUGGGGAGAAGCUUUGCGAUGCUCAAGAAUUACAACAUUGAUGGCAACAAAGAGAUGAUUGCCUUUGGCAUGAUGAACAUUGCUGGUUCAUGCACUUCUUGCUACGUCACUACUGGCCCUUUUUCGCGUUCGGCUGUGAACUUAAAUGCGGGAUGCAAAACUGCAAUGUCAAACAUAGUGAUGGCAAUCACGGUCAUGAUCACAUUGUUGUUCCUGACACCAUUAUUUUAUUACACCCCGAUUGUCGUACUGUCUUCAAUCAUCGUUUCUGCAAUGCUUGGUCUUAUUAACUACAAAGAGGCUAUUCACCUAUGGAGUCUCGACAAAUUUGACUUUGUUGUGUGUAUGAGCGCGUUUUUAGGAGUGGUAUUUUGGAGCGUCGAAAUCGGAUUAGUCAUUGCGGUUGCAUUAUCGUUGCUUAGAAUACUCCUAUUUGUCGCGAGGCCAAAAACGUAUGCACUAGGUCACAUACCCGAUUCCUCAAUCUAUAGAAGCAUUGAUCAAUACCAAAAUGCGAAAACCAUCCCCGGAAUCUUGAUACUUCAAAUUGAUGCACCUAUUUACUUUGCUAAUGUCGCCUACUUGCGAGAAAGGAUUUUACGGUGGGUUGACGAGGAGGAAGACAAAUUAAAGUCCCUAGGGGGAAAUAGCUUGCAAUACGUUGUACUUGCAUUGAGUGCGGUCGGAAACAUCGAUACGAGUGGUAUUACAAUGCUUGGAGAGGUUAAAAAAUUGAUGGAAAGAAGAGGACUAAAGUUGAUUUUGGCAAAUCCAGGAGGAGAAGUGAUAAAGAAGAUGAAUAAAGCCAAGUUAAUAGAUGUGGUCGGGGAAGAAUGGAUAUAUUUAACGUUGGGAGAAGCCGUUGGAGCGUGCAACUUCAUGCUUCGUUAA
Messenger RNA from Lactuca virosa, 1920 nucleotides. Lineage: Eukaryota; Viridiplantae; Streptophyta; Magnoliopsida; Asterales; Asteraceae. The record is from the annotation of a GenBank genome assembly.